Molecule: messenger RNA, 2682 nt
Organism: Sporisorium graminicola
Lineage: Eukaryota; Fungi; Basidiomycota; Ustilaginomycetes; Ustilaginales; Ustilaginaceae
Exons: 1
Coding region: 1-2682 (893 amino acids)
Cellular component (GO): cytoplasm
Source: RefSeq, a predicted model, not a curated record
AUGGUGGGUCCUACCAUCGAGCUGUUCAGCACUUCGAUAUUGUCCAACGUCAAGGUGCGCACCCGUCAUGAGCGUUAUACCUCGGUGCUGGCCAUCAAGAAGAUUGACUACGUGUACCACGAUCUCGCCUCGGACGACGAUGCCAAGAGCAGAUGGCGACGCAAGGCCAAGGAUCCGCAGCUUCCCGGUCUCUUGGUCAACAACGAAUGGGUUGGCUCGUACGACGAGUUUGAGGAGGCGGUCGAGUUUGGCGAGCUCGAGCUCUUCCUCGGCGUGUCUCCAACAUUGUCGCAGACGGAACCGCCAGCACGCCAUCCAGCACAAUCUGCGGUGAGCUCCAAAGAUCCCAGCUUAUACCCCACGCUCCCCUACGCAGCAGAAGGCGCUGGACGCUGGAAGGAGCCCGACGCAGAUCAAUUCAUCUCGACGCUCAACAUCAAAGAGGACGACCUCACGGAUGCCGACGUCGACGCACUGCUGGCAGACAUUGGCAAACUUCCCCCUGCGCCCGCCUCUACCUCGGAGAAAAAGUAUGUGCCUUCAAAGGAAGCCACCAUCAAGCCUUUGCGCCUGGCCAAGAUGGGCCCGACCACGUCGCAUCAAAGGAUGCCGUCCAGCUCUCCAAGUCCAGCAUCUGCAGCUUCGAGUGCAGGCACGCGAGGCUCACCGAUGGCUCGAUACUCAGCGACGCAAAGAUCCACUAAAGCGCUGGCUGCCGAGGCCUCGGCGCUCACUUCGAAUCGAAAAACGUCCGGGGCGCUGUUGCGCGAUGCUGUAUCUCAGGGUAAGACGCUCGACGAUGCGAUGGAAGAGAGCCGCAUGAAGCACAUUGUCAGCCAGGACAACAUCGACGAUUUGUUCGCUUCGCUCGGUCUGAGCAAUGUCAACAUCGGUGAUGACGAGGUGGACCAGUUCCUCGAGCAAGGUGCCAUCCCACAAGGCCUUCGUCUUGGCGGUGGUCGUGUGCAUCGUCCGACGUCAUUAGCGGACAGGGCCAGGGACGAAGCGGUGGCGAGGGACUUGGCGCAAAAGGCUAAGGGAAAAGGUCACGGCUCUGCCCGAGGCAGUCUCAGCAGUGGGAGCACAAAGGUGGCAGCUCUCGAACCUGCUGUCUUGGUCGGAUCGACCGUCGACGACAAAUCCAUCGAGCAGUCAUCGACACAAACACUGAGCCUUUCUGCUGUGACUGGGGCCACUUCGGAUGCUCCCGAGAAGUCAGUCGAGCUGGUCAAGGUGGAGGAACCCAAAGCAGGCUUGCUCGAUGCGCACGUUACGACCGAAGAUGGCGAUGUUUCCAAUGAUGCGUCUAUCGCAGAGCCCAAGCUGACGAAGACGGUGAAGACGCUAGAUACUCCGCUCGACCCGAUUGAGACUGCAGCCGAGCAACCCAAGACGGACACCGCCUCUUCCACCACGGAGCCCACCGCAAUUGGCAGAGCUACAGAGCCGGUUGUGGUCACAAAAGACGUGGAACAAGACUCUGACGCGAAUUCCAAGACCAGCGUGACUCUCGACAAAAUGCAGGAUUUAUCAGAGCGGGUUGAGGAUGAAGACAAGCCGACUGCAGACGACUCGAUUGCUUCUGGGCAAAGCAUUGGGGCACCGAAGGAGGCAGUAGCAACUGCGUCAAGUUCCAGCCAGCGUCUUUCAAGCAAGGAUGAUGAUAAGAGCAAGCCUGCUGUCACGGGAGUCGAUAACUCGUCUACGUCGCUGUCAAGGGAGAAAGAGAUGUUCGAUUCUCUGGCGACAACAGCAGCAGCAGAGGAAAGACCAGAAUUGCCGAGCAUCCCGGCAGGCUCAACUGAUGUUCAAAAAGGGAAGCCUAUCUCCAGCGACGAUGGCGAGGAAAGUAGCAACCGCAGCAUCAACAGGACCGGCUCUGCACAAGUCGAUGAGGAGCGAACCCCGACCAAAGAGACAGCAAAAGAUCCAAUCGCAGUUCAAGUGUCACCACCACCGCCUGCACCGGCGUCCUCAACCACAGCCACAACAGCCAUUCCAGCCUCAGCACAGGAGCAAGACAACGCUGAAGCAAGCUUUGAGCUCGAAUUGGCUCAAGCGGCUCUGAUCGCAUCACGAUACGAAGAUCACAAGUCAUCGGCCAUUCCCAAGUCGGAAGAGUCAGUCGAGAAGAGCCCGGUCGCUGUGCCGACCAGAGAUGAAGACUCGGCGAUACGCGAGGAGACGCCUAGGAAACAAGCUGGAUCGGACGCAGCAGCAGCAGGAUACAGGGGGCCUUUGUCUGUGCGUCAGGUAUCGUCGCGCAGAGCCAUUGACGUCUCGAGGCCUAUCGAUCCGGCCGCAGCGUCGCCAUCAUCAACAUCAUCGCCACCUGCACGGCUGCACUUCAACCACGCAGAUCUUUCCACGUCACCAGACACGUCUGCCAAGAAGAAGAAAAUAGGAAUUCGUGGAUUUGGACUUGGUAGGGAGAAGGACAAAGACAAAGAAAGCGACAGGAGAAAGGAGGUGGGAAGCAGCCACAAGCAGCCCCCAACUUCACGGCACGAGAGGACGAUUUCGCAGAUCCUCAGGGAAGCCGACGCGGUGCUACAGGACGACUUGGUCGGCGGUGGCCCGGACGGUGAAGAGGAGGAGGAAGAUCCAACCAUGUUUGGUGCUUCGAGCCACGACACGGACACUGCUGCUCCGACUCGAGCGCGAGCCUUGCCAAGCGCUUGA